GCGUUCCCAAACUGCCAAAGUCGAGCUUACUCACAGUCCCUCACAGGAAGUUGUAGAGAUUGAAAACGGGGCGAAGACGAAAACAGCGCUGGGACACCGUUUUAAAGGGUUUUUCGCUGCGGUUACCGUGACGAGGAGUCGACGCGCUUCUUGGGGACUCGCUGAGGAGCUGAGCGAGUGGGUGAUUAUGGACUAAAGCGGCGGAGGAGAGCAGCGAUGGAGGCGGUGAGAAGUUUUCGGUUGGUGUGGCUGCUGCUGGUCGGGGCCGCGGCGAGAGCAGCGGGGAGAGAAGUGUGUCUGGGGACGGAUAUGAAGCUGGCCUUGCCCUCCAGUCUGGAGAACCACUAUGAAAUGCUACGACUCCUCUACACCGGCUGCCAGGUCGUCCACGGCAACUUGGAAAUCACUCACUUACAAGGGACGCCGGACCUUUCCUUCCUGCAGGGUAUAGUGGAGGUUCAGGGCUAUGUACUGAUUGCCCGCGUCUCUGUGGCUGAGAUACCCCUGACGAACCUGCGCAUCAUCAGAGGCAGCCAGCUGUACAACUCCAGCUAUGCACUGGCUGUUCUGGAAAACACCGGCAUCAAGGAGCUCCAGCUCAGGAGCCUCACAGAGAUUUUGCUGGGUGGUGUAUAUAUUUUGGAGAACCCCCAGCUCUGUUACCCCAACCCACAGAAGAUCGACUGGACGGACAUUCUGGGCGAACAACAAAGAAAUGUCAAGUUAACACGCCUCCAGCCUGCAGUACCUUACUGUCAACCCUGUCCGGCGGCCUGUGGCUCCAGAGGAUGCUGGGGACGAACUGCAAACGACUGCCAAACACUGACCCACAUCCAGUGUACGUCCGGCUGUUCACGCUGUAAAGGUCCUCAGGCCAGCGACUGCUGUCAUGUCCAGUGCGCUGCAGGAUGUUCCGGACCCAAAGACUCGGACUGUCUGGCUUGUCGUCACUUUAACGACAGUGGGACGUGUAAAGAAAACUGCCCCCCACCCAGCAUCUAUGACUCCAUGGUCUUUCAGUCCAAACCCAAUCCCAACAAGAAGUUCAGCUUUGGAGCCACCUGCGUAAAACAGUGUCCACAUAACUAUCUGGCCAUGGAUGUGGCAUGUACGAUGGUCUGCCCCAAAGCAAACCAGGAAGUCAUCACCGUCCAACCGGAUGGACAGGAGACGCAGAAAUGUGAAAAGUGUGAAGGAGAGUGUCCAAAAGUGUGUUACGGUUUAGGCAUGGGGAACCUACAGGGGGUGUCUGCGGUGAAGUCCUCCAACAUUGGCUUCUUCGAAGGUUGCAAGAAGAUUUACGGCAGUCUGGCCUUCCUCCCCCAGUCCUUUAAAGUCGACCCGCUGACCAAUUUGACAAGUCUGCAGGCCACUGACCUUGAGGUGUUCAGGACGUUGGAGGAAAUCACAGGUUACCUGUACAUUGAUGCAUGGCCAGAAAACAGUGGAGACUUGGGCGUGUUUGAAAACCUGAAGGUGAUCCGAGGGCGAAUGCUGUACAAAGGUGUGUAUUCACUGGGCAUCCAGUCUCUGCAGAUUGAGUCUCUGGGCCUACGUUCUCUGCGCAGUGUCAGUGGCGGGUUGGUGCUGGUCCACAAUAACUCUCGGCUGUGUUACACCUCCUCCCUGCCCUGGUCGUCCCUGCUGUACCUCAGCCAGGAGCCCAACCUCAUCAGCAACAACAACCGAGACCCGCAAGCCUGCGAGGCAGAUGGGCACGUCUGUGACCCUCUUUGCAAGAAUGGGUCUUGCUGGGGUCCCGGGCCAAGCCAGUGUGUGUCGUGCGUUUCCUAUCGGCGUGGCAAAGAGUGUGUGAAGGAGUGCAACAUCAGGAAUGGUUUGGUCAGGGAGUUCAGCGAUGACCUCUCCUGCGUUCCCUGUCACCCUGAGUGCCGACCAGUCAACGGUUCCGAGUCCUGCUCUGGCCCAGGUCCGGAUCAGUGUGUGGAGUGCCUGCACUUCCAGGACGGAGACGUGUGCGUGGAGCGUUGUCCCAGCGGCGUGAAGGAAGACCAGCACACUGUGUGGAAAUACAGCAAUGAGAGUGGACACUGCAUACCGUGUCCCAACAACUGCUCUGUGUCGUGUCCACUGGAUGAGAGAGGGUGUCCAAUUCACCAGAAAGCUGGGCCUGGCACAACCAUAGCGGCCGUGAUGGGUGGCGUGGUCCUCUUCUUCAUCCUGCUGGCUCUGCUGGUCUUCUACCUGCGUCGGCAGAAACACCUGAAGAAGAAGGAAACCAUGAGAAGGAUCCUGCAGGAGCAUGAGUUGGUGGAGCCGCUGACUCCGAGUGGAGCUUUGCCAAACCAGGCUCAGAUGCGCAUCCUGAAGGAGACGGAGCUCAAGAAGCUCAGAGUGCUGGGCUCUGGAGCGUUCGGCACUGUAUAUAAGGGCAUUUGGGCUCCUGAUGGAGAAAACGUGAAGAUUCCAGUAGCCAUUAAGGUCUUGCGCGAGAACACGUCCCCCAAAGCCAACAAAGAGAUUCUGGAUGAGGCCUACGUGAUGGCCGGGGUAGCUAGUCCAUACGUGUGCCGCUUGCUGGGUAUCUGCCUGACCUCCACUGUGCAGUUGGUCACUCAGCUGAUGCCGUACGGCUGCCUGCUGGACUACGUCCGUGAGAACAAGGACCACAUCGGCUCGCAGUACCUGCUUAACUGGUGUGUGCAGAUUGCUAAGGGUAUGAGUUACCUUGAAGAUGUUAGACUGGUCCACAGAGAUCUUGCAGCCCGGAACGUUCUGGUGAAAAGCCCCAGCCAUGUAAAGAUCACAGAUUUUGGCCUGGCUCGGUUGCUGGACAUAGACGAGACGGAGUACCACGCAGACGGGGGGAAGGUUCCCAUUAAAUGGAUGGCGUUGGAGUCCAUCCUGCACAGGAGGUUCACUCACCAGAGUGAUGUAUGGAGUUACGGAGUGACUGUGUGGGAGCUGAUGACCUUUGGCAUGAAGCCGUAUGACCUCAUCCCGGCGCGGGAUAUCCCGGAGCUGCUAGAGGGCGGAGAAAGACUCCCUCAGCCCAUCAUCUGCACCAUAGAUGUCUACAUGAUCAUGGUCAAAUGUUGGAUGAUCGAUCCUGAGAGCCGACCCAAGUUUAAGGAGCUGGUGACAAACUUCAGCGGCAUGGCGCGAGAUCCAACGCGCUACGUGGUCAUCCAGAACGAUGAUGAGAUGAGUCUUUCAAGUCCAGUGGACAGCCAGUUUUUCCGCACCCUGCUGGCGGAGGAGGGGGGAAACGUGAAAGAGCUUUUAGAUGCUGAGGAGUAUCUGGUCCCUCAGCCAGGCUUUUUCAGCCCGCAGGCUGAGAGUUCAGCCAACGGGCCCAGCCGACACCACUCCCACAGGAGCACAGACCUGGGCCUGGAGGUGGACGGCCUGCCGGGUGCGCGGAGCAUGCACUCGUCAGUCAGCACUGUGGGGCGGAGCCAGUACCCCACGCUUCCUGUAGGGGCCACUGCUAAUGGAAUGUGGGGAGGAUCCGGGUACCCCUCUCUGGUCCGUAGCAUCUCUCGUCACUCAGCUGGCGGCCACUCGGACUCAGUGUUUCUGGACGGCGGCGCAGAGGAGACCGGCCCUCCCUCCAGCCCGGACCGCUACAGCAAAGACCCCACCUUCCCCACCGGCAUUGACGGAGACCUGGAGCCAGAAGGGCCAGUCGGAUACCUGUCUCACACACUACCACGGAAAACACAUACACAGCCAGAGUAUGUGAAUCAGGAGAUCCAGCCUGAGCGGCCCAGCACGCUGCCCCGUAAAGCAGGCGAGAGGCGCCUUCCUAACGGCCUCGGUGCCGGACGCAGCGUGGAGAAUCCGGAGUACCUGGUGCCCAUGGUAAACACAUCACCUGUAUCACCAGCCUUUGACAAUCCAUACUAUCUGGACAUGGUGGCUAAAGCCAUGGCGGUGGGCGGAGCGGCAACGAGCGGAGGUGCGCCACAUCAUAGGCAGCUGAAUGGCUACGUCACCCCAACGGCAGAAAACCCCGAAUAUCUGGGGCUGGCAGAGACCUGGAGCGGCCAGAGAGAAUACACCUGAGGAGAAGGGCAGCUCGAGUGUGUACAUUACUGUAUGAAUGGGUGCUUUUAAAUGACUGUAUGAAUGAUUAAGUGACAAGUAUUUGGUGCUUUACUGUUCAAGGGCACACUCUUGGUGAUGGAAAUUCCACCCUAACAGAGAAACUUCUCACAAUUUCCUCGAUUUCUUUCCAAAUCAUGCCCAAAAUCCAAUGUAGCAUCCUUUUUCGUGGACUAAAGCAUUGUGGCAGCCUUUCGUUUGAACUCGGACGGAUUGAUUUUUAACACUAAACCAUGGAGAAAUUGCUUGAACUCUCCAAAAUGAAUGGACGGACAUCGUCGGGAGCCAAACUGAACACGGUACGAGUGGGAAUGUUUUUUAAAGACGUUUCAGCCUUAACGAAACGAACAAGAAUGUACAAAAAAAAAAAACCUAAAAAACAAACCAACGACACUGGACAGGAUGAUGUAUCUGGGAAUAAUUCCUGUUUUUCUUUUUAUAAAUGAUUUUAUUUUCUUUCUGUUUGUUCUCCUGUUACCUCUCACGUCCAAUCACCUUAUGUCGUUCAAGUCUUCCAGACAGGAAGGCUAGUUUAGAGAUGUCAACACUGGAUUUCCAGGCAAGAUGGAAUAAUCCCCUGCGACCUAAUGGCACAAUCAAAGGCCCAGCCAGAGCAGCUGGGCCAUUAUUGGAACGCGUGAGAGAGACUUUUUGUCGCUGCGAGGCAGAGACUUCCAGCAUGAUGGAGGAGGGUGCUGCGUCCAAAAAGAAACAGGAAAUGAAGAGGAGGUUGUAAUCUGGCAUGUUAAAGGAAAAGCCUAGAGUUUUCAACCUGAUCUCUAUCUGCUGCUUGCGUAACACACGAUUGAAUGCCAAAGACAAUAGUUUUGACACAUUUUCCUGUAUUUAGAGAAAAACAGAGGACUAGGUGACUCGAAUCUCACCUAUAAUGGACGUCAAUGGGCCUUCAGCACGCAUAUAAUAGAAGCCACUGGGCAGUUAGUGCAGCAGAUAGAGCUUUUUUAUUUUAGCCAUUUUUACACUCUAUUAUAUUUGAACAGAGGUUUCUAUCCACUAUGUUGGUUUUAUACAUACUAUAUGUAAAGCACAAGACCGAGUUUGAAGUCUGGUGCUCUUUUAAUUUGUUUGUAUGAAGUAGUGUGUAAUUUUUUUAAGCUUCAGCAUAAUCAGUAUGCUUUUUGAGGAUGGUUAUUAUGUAAUUGGGAUUAUUUCCAAAUUUUAUAUGAUGAAUCUGUGAGCACCUUUUGGGUAAAAAGACUUGGAAACAGGCUUGGAAAUAUUUUAAGGUGGUUUUUUUUUUGUAACCUUAAAUCUGCUAAAUCUAGGCUGUGAUUUGUUGAAUAAUCCACUGUUGUGAAUUUGGUGCCCAAAGCUUGCUUCUUUAUUUUUACACUGGAGCUACGAGGCUAAUGUAGCCGACAAGCACACACCCCACCAGUUAGCAUGGCAAACAGUCAUCACACAUUCGCCUUAAACUAAUCUCAGAUACCACGUCUGAAUUUGGGAUCUAUGCACUGCAUUCUUUCACUAUAUGCUGGGUACCUUACAAUCUAGUCCAGAGGUCGGCAACCCAAAUGUUAAGUGCCUGUCAGUCCACCUUGGGAGCCACGUUUUAUGUCCAUUUUACCAUCUUGUGCUGAUGUGAUAGUAUAUGCUAAAAAAUAUAAUGAAAACACAGACUUACUUUGCUUAUUUAGCUCAGCUACAGCCACUUUUCUCGCAUCUCCGACAGGAAACUUUUGCACAUAAAUAAAAGUUUCUUGUAAAUUGUUUCUCAACAUUCGACUUCUUACAAGGCUGGAAUCGCUUCUCAUUCGCUGUCAUCAUGAGAUAAAAAAGCUAGUUAUCCUGUGAUCUCAAGAUAGUGACUUUGUUGUCUUGAGAUAGCAAGUUGAUUAUCUUGUGAUCUCAAGAUAGUUAUCAUGAGAUAACGAGUUGAUAUCUUGUGAUCUCAAGAUAACUUUAUCUUACUACCAUUACUGGCUUUUCCAAGGUUUGCAAAUUUGUGGGCUUGAAUUUCAUACAGAUGAACUUGGCGUGAAGCAACAUUAACUAUCUUGUGCUCUCAAGAUAAUGUUCUUUUGAGAUCACAAGAUAAUUAGCUUAAGGCAAAAGAAGAGAUCACUACCUUCCUCUUGCGUAUAACUGGUUUUUCCAAAGUUUGCAAAUCGUGGGCUUGGAUUUCAUACAGAUGAAAUUUCCGUGAAGCAACAUUAACUAUUUUGUGAUCUCAAGAUAACCAAGAUAACAAGAUAAUUAACUUGUUAUCUGAAGAUAACAAUCCAGAAAAUUUUAACUACCUCUUGGCUUGUCUGAACUUUUGGAACAACGGCCUCAGAGCACAAAACUAUAAAGAAGCAAACUUCAGACACCAAAUGUAUCUCGGUUGAUUGGCCACUUGGGGUCUUUUGAUUCCUCUCCUGUCCAUCCUGUCAACUCCUCCUCUCCACUCACUCAGAUUUGGGCUUUCCAGUUUAACCCCUGACACACGAGUUGGAGAACGUGAUGUAAUGUGCGUAUCCGAAUGGCGGUGACCCCCGGGUGAGCACACGCCCCUUGAAUGGCUCCAUUGUUCCAAAUUACAACGUGCAACUUCUGUUAAAACGUGCUUUUCAUUUCAUCGGGCUAAUGUCCCUCCACCCCUCCACCCCCACCAUCGCUCCACGUCGUUCAUUUCUCACUUUCUUUUUCAAGAACCUUCUCGUACAGAGAAGAACAUGCAGAGUUUGAAAGUUUGGAAUGACUGCUUAUAGACUUUUAUUUUGUAUAAUAAGAGUUAAUAUUGCAUACAAAAUAAAAGUUCUUAAUAUGAAGUACCGCAUAGAUUUUAAAACUGUAAACUAAAAACCAAAAGGUGCUUUUUGGAUUCUUCAAGAUGCUUGGAUGUUUUCAUUUUGGCAUUUUGGAUUUUUUCUUUUAACCUCUGGAUGUUCUACAGCUUUUUCCAAUGUUUUAGGAUCAUCUACAGCAUCCGUUCCUCGGUCUUUAGUACUUUUAUUAAUCAUUUGAAACCUGUUUAGUUGCACAGACGCUACACUCUUUGCUACAAAGAGCUUAGAGCGAUGCUGUAGAAGAACCACUUUUGGUUCCCCAAGGACCAUGUUGGAAGAGCUUGAAUGAAUGUGAGGAAGCUCUUAAAGGUUUAAAGAACCAUCAAAUAAUGUAUAGGUUCUGUACCAAUUUCUUUCUCAAGCUGUAACAUUAUGUAGAGAACCUUUAGUGUUGUCCACACACACAUCUCAUCUACAAAAACGGUUCUCCAAAGACUAAAGAACCAUCUGUUGUAAGGUUUUUGGGGGAACCGAAAGUGGUUCUUCACUCAAAGAACCCUUUUUUGUAAUUUCAUUUUGAACAAUGCAGACAAUUUCAGUCUUUUUUUCCAUUUAUACUACAAGCUAAUUGGUUUAGGGUUAGUAAACAGUGAUUCCAGACUUCUGAGCAGCGCUCAGGAGUCGGUGGGCAGAGGAGGAAUUUGUUGAAUAUGCAUAAUCAGCCUGUUGACUGUUGCUCCACGUAUUUAAAUGCACGCCUUGUUUCGGUCGUAGAGCCUCAGCUGGUAUUUACAGACCAAGUCCAUGAAUUGAGAGAAAGCCAGUGGAGCUCCAGUGCAUGUUAAUGUUCCUGAUAUGAGACGACACAAUGGGAGGUUUGUGUCCCAGAGUGAGGGGGUGGGAGGAUGGCGGGCGCUCGCUGAGUCUCCAGCCAAGGGUGCUAAACUUGCAUUCCUUUGCUCUGGUUUUCGAUGACAAGUUCACAGAAAUGAGCAGUGUUUGGCUUUGUUCACACAGCAGGUAAAACCGGCCCAAAUCCGAUCUUUUUCUUCAUGUCGCUGCUGUCUCGAACGAAACCUUGUAUCUCCAAAAUGGUAACUUUACAGGAGACGGAAAAAAACAUACACUGCUUUUAAUGUAAGUCAAUGAAACCAGACGUUUUUCCAAGUCAUUUUUGCCCAUUUAUUUUGGUCCAUCCUUCAUGAAAUUUACACAAUAUAAAGGCCAAUAAGCGUUUUCAAAUUGUCAGAAACGGAAAAACGACAAAAAUGGAGAUACAAGGUUUUGUUCCGACAGCAGCGAUAUGGGACACAGAUGUGUGUCAGUAUGAACAGGUAAACACACUGAAUCUGACGUUUUCAAUUCCGAUGAAGUCCGAUCUGCGGAGGUUCGACUCCGUCUGAACAGCCAGGUUGGAAUUUGUGACUUUUCCGUCAAUCCGACUAGACAUUUGUCAUAAGAGCUGCUGAGACUCAUUUAGGCCUUGAUUAUAAAUUGUACCAAAAUAUAGAAGAGACUGAUCCAAAACCCUCCGUGGUUUUAGAAAGAGAUUUAGAAAGAAACAGCCGAACGCAGCCGUAAGAGAACGAGGCUGCAGUGUCAAGAAAAAGGUUUAAAGAAUCCGACGCCAACCAAAGUGACCGUGGCUGAAUAACAUGCACCUUUUACAGCGAACUCGAACACGGUUUGGGUGAUGAGCCUCGCUGUCAACCACUGGAACUUCGUAAUCGCUCCUGUGAUGCCAGUGAAGAUGAAGCUGAUUCUCUGGAAGCGACUGGCCUUUUUUGGCAGUCAUGAUUGUUUACCUCUGGAGGAGCCGCAUGAAGCUCUGCUCUUUUGCGCAAGCGGAUCGGUUUGGGAGCUGAUUUUUUUUUCAGACUGAUGUCCAAACAGAUCACAUUUAAAAGACACUGUGAACAGCCAAACAAGACAAUUGGAUUUGGUGAGAGAACCAGAUUUGGGCCACUUUGACCUGCGUCACAUUGAAUAUAGAAGAAAGCGACCAUAAACUGAUAUAUAAACUUGGACAAUCCGACACUUCAUUGGCCAGAAACGGAUAAUGUUGGUAUCAUGUUUUCCAGCAUGGAUAAUCUUAAACUCAGAGCCCAGGACAUUCUGGGAAGUCUAUAAACACACAAAAUCUAUAAAGACGAAAUGGACUAUUGUUCUCUAAUGCUGUGGUCGCAUGACAUGGAAAACUGGGAAAUGCCAAUUUUCCGACUUGGAAAUUGCACUCAACCAGCCGAGGAAGUUAUAUUUAUAAUCAUAUGAGUGAAGAACUCUUGAGUUCUUGAUGAUACAUGAGUUUACUUUCACCUCUUCCACUAGUGAGAACCGCUAAACUUGGAAGUAAAUGUGAAAUAAAAUAAACCUGGUGCACUUCUGCAUGCUUAAAAGGGUGGUUCUUUAAGGGUUCUUUAGUAAAUAAAAUGGUUCUAUAUAGAACCAUGAACACUCAAAGAACGCCUUGCAUGAUUAAACAGUUCUUCAGAUUGAUGGACAAUGUGUUGUAUAUGGUUCUGUGUAGUAUCCUUUUUGAAAAGGGUUCUGCUAUGAUUACGAUUCCAAGCUUGUAAGCAUAGAAGAACCCUUUUUGGUUCCAAGUAACACCAGAAAGGAGUUUUUUCUAUUGUUACAAGCUUGACAUCGUAACUGUAGCAGGACCCUUUUUUGGUUCUAUAUAGCACCACAAAACGUUCUGUGGUUAUGAUGUCAAGCUUGUAAGCAUAGAAGAACCCUUUUUGGUGCCUUUUUUUAGGUGCUUUAUGGAACCAUCCAUAACACGUUCUCCAUCAAUCUGAAGAACUCUUUAAUCAUGCAGAUGGUUAUUUGAGUGUUUAGGCUUCUAUAUAGAACCAUUUUCUUUCCCAAAGAACCCUGUAGAACCAUCUUUUUGGAGUGAGUGUAAUCUAGGAGUUUUUAAAUAUAGCAAAGGAAAAGAACGAUGUGCUACGGCUGGGCGAUAUGGGCAAAAAUACAGUAUCACGAUACUUUAAGAAUGUGGUAUUAUUGUAGAUCAUGAAACAAUAUUUCUGUUUUCUGACAUCUGAUGAGGUAGAACGACAAAAAGAACCAAAAAAAUCAUUAUUUGUUCUCACAUUUUGCAGUAAUUCCACUCAAACAGCACUAAUUACACUCUAUUUCUGUUGAAAUGUGUAGCUGGUCAGUAUUUUUAAGUACUGACGAUGUCCAUGAUGCACUCAAAGAAGAAUAUCGUGAUGGAAUUUAUCGCGAUAAUGAUGAAUAUCGUUAUAUCGCCCAGCCCUAUGUUAUGCACUUGCCGGACUUCCGGUUUUUUUUUACGUGUGGUGGCCGUAUCUUCCAACUAGUUACCCGACUGGUAUGUGCAGCUCUCAGUGAGCAGCGAAAGGUGCAGUCGGAUGGUUCCCAUCAGCGAAACUGUCGUGGCCAAAACAUUAAUGCAGUUGUUAGCGACUCUGGAAAUUUAUUAUGAGUUAUAAAUUCAGGAGUUUGCAAGAACCGACCGUUACAAUCCGGAAAAUCAACACGAAGGAGUUGUAGAAAUGUGUCUUUGUCUUUGAUUUUAACAAAAAAAGUAUAUCUUUUAUAUAUUUUGAGGUGUUUUUUUUAUAUGGACUUUGCUGUGGUAGGACACUUAGUACAGGCCACUCUGUGUUUGAUACAGAUUAUCACAUCUGAGAAAUUCAUAUAGAGAAAAAAAAAAGCCAUGUUUUUUCACUUCGGCUCGAAAAAUAUGUAUAAAACAAAUGUUGACAAUUUGUAAAAGGUUUUAAAGACGAGUUAACAGGAUCCUGUAUGUGAAUUUCUGUAAAGAGUGUUUGUAACAGGCCAUGUAUAGUGUGUCUUGAGGUAAUACAGUGGUACCCUUUCA
Molecule: messenger RNA, 10653 nt
Organism: Pygocentrus nattereri (red-bellied piranha)
Lineage: Eukaryota; Metazoa; Chordata; Actinopteri; Characiformes; Serrasalmidae
Gene: erbb2
Product: erb-b2 receptor tyrosine kinase 2
Exons: 27
Coding region: 217-4029 (1270 amino acids)
Biological process (GO): positive regulation of MAPK cascade; positive regulation of kinase activity; cell surface receptor protein tyrosine kinase signaling pathway
Cellular component (GO): basal plasma membrane; signaling receptor complex
Molecular function (GO): transmembrane receptor protein tyrosine kinase activity; ATP binding
Source: RefSeq, a predicted model, not a curated record